This is a messenger RNA of Pseudovirgaria hyperparasitica, 972 nucleotides long. Its product is annotated as RNase III domain protein. The transcript is spliced from 2 exons. Gene Ontology annotation, cellular component: mitochondrial large ribosomal subunit. The record is from RefSeq and is a predicted model, not a curated record. Bases 83 to 835 code for a protein of 250 amino acids. Gene Ontology annotation, biological process: mitochondrial translation; RNA processing. NCBI's taxonomy places the organism in Eukaryota, Fungi, Ascomycota, Dothideomycetes, Acrospermales, Acrospermaceae. Gene Ontology annotation, molecular function: ribonuclease III activity; structural constituent of ribosome.
CGUUUUUCAACAGCUCGACAUUCUCCGUCACUUCAUCGCAUAGAUCAGAAUCCUGCUCGCCAACCUUUACAGACCGGCCACAAUGGCCUCUAGGCGACCUUUACAGCUAUUACAUAGCACCUCCACGUCCGCAAUACCCCAAUCACGAUGCCCCUCGCUGCCCAACAAACGCUGUAUCUCCAGCACACCCGCUCGCCUGUACACUCCCGAAAACGAACAAGAAUUGACAGCCCCACGAUGGAAGCAAACACCUAAAGCUAUGAUCGCACCGGUACGCCUCAAUCCCUUAACACCGAACAGUCACUACGUCGUCAACACCGAACCGAAAAGGCUCGACAAGAUGUAUAACCAGUUUCUGGGUCCGGGCAGCUGCGAUUUGCUUUCAGAAGAGACAAAGUGGCUUGCAGUUACACACAAAUCAUUCGAUCAUGGCCGAAGAGGUUUCAACGAUCGUCUCACGUUUCUAGGGAAGCGGAUUGUAGACCUGCAGGCAAGUCUGGCGGUGUUGGCGAAUGGAGCAAACCAGUAUCCUUCGGCGCAUCCAGCGCUGGACGGUCUGGACUUCCUGACUGCUGAGCGGAGAAAGGAGUUGGUGAGCCCGAAAAAGCUUUAUGCUCUGGGAAUAAAAGCUGGAAUGCGGUCCGCGAUGCGGUGGAAACCACGGCGUACGGACAAUCUAUCACUAUCAGGCGAGCAUACGGUAAUCAACGGAACAAUUUACGCCAUCAUUGGCGCCCUAGCAUUAGAGAGAGGGGGUGAGGUGGCUAACAGAAUGGUGCGAGAGAGAAUUUUAAAGCCUAUUGGUAUGAUUCCAGAGGAAGAGGCGACUGUAUGAAACUAAGCAGCCUUGCGGGCAUUGUACUAUAUAUAUUCCAGACCCAGUGUCGAUAGAGUACGAAUUGACUUCAUGUAAUUAGUUUCUGGACAGGAAGUCAUGUUCUAGAGCAUAAAUUUUACUGAUUGAGCUACAUG